AUGCGAUCGUUAACGAACCUGAGUCUCUCACUUCUCCUUCUUCUCCUCCUUUUCACUCACACACGCAUGGUCGUUGGCUCUGAUGAAGUGGAGUCACAACGCCUGGAGUCAGGACAAGUUGAGGAAGUCGAUGUUGAACCGGUUGAUGCAGCGAAUUCGAUGUUGGGAAGCGGUGGCGACCACCUCGCAGACCACGACCAGGAAGACCACGACCUUGGAGACCGCGACCAAGACGUCCACAGUUUUUCCUACCUGUAUAUAAACACCCAAAAUAGUCAGUCCUAUCGAAUCGCGUUUGCCUUCCAUGUUUUAUCUGUUCACAACAUAGCUGAACACGCACACAUGCUGUUCUUCCGAGUGAAACGUCGUAAGAACCACGUCGAUGUGCUACUAAAACAAAUACCUACACUCACCGUGAGCAUGAUUUCAAUCGCCAGCACUUGCUUGAAUUCCGUAUUUGGGCUAAAGCUGCGACAUGUCGAAGUGCAUGAAACGCACCGCAAUCGCAAUGACCCACAUAGUGAUGCGGAUUGA
Messenger RNA from Mesocestoides corti, 534 nucleotides. Lineage: Eukaryota; Metazoa; Platyhelminthes; Cestoda; Cyclophyllidea; Mesocestoididae. The record is from the annotation of a GenBank genome assembly.